AGUCGGACGUCCUGAGCGCCUCCGCUGCACACACUGCAGGACGCUGACCGACACCGGAGGAAUGCGUGGCCAAUCCUGAAGCUUUUUCGGGAUUUUCAGAGGGCAGAGCUGCGAUUUAGGAAGCGACUCAUCGUGUUUAGCAUGACUAGUCGUCCGUGGAGCCGAUAAACGGCGGCAGCAAUGUCUCACCAGCAGCGGCUCGUGCAGCUCUCCGCCGCCUCGCUCGCGCUGGUCUUCGGCCAGGACGAGGAGAGUCCGCGCGCCGGUGGAGGAAAACUCAGCGCCAAUGCGACCACCGCGAGCGGGCAGGAGAUUUUUGCGGACUUCAAGGCGCAAAACCUGCGAAGUUUUUGGAAUAAGAGGCUCGUCAAGGCGAUAGCUGAAGUGUACUUUCAGGGAUGGAUGGAAAAUAUGGUGCUUUUCGUGCAAGGGAACGCGAACAACUUGGAGGUGCUGAGAGAGGCAUGGAUGCGCAGGGCUCUGAGGUCACCUAAAGGAUUUGUCAUCAAAGCUGUCGGUGACCUGUCCCCAGUGCAAAUGUCCCCUGUCCCCCAGUCUCAGUUCAUCCCCUUGGCUGAGGUGCUGUGCUCUGUCAUCUCAGAUAUGAACUCUUCCCACAUCACUGUCAACCAGGAAGCACUUGUCAACCACAUGAGCAAAGCUCAUCCAGGGAUGACCAUCCCCACUCAGGACAUCUUGUACAAUGCUCUGGGCAAUCUGAUCAAGGAGCGUAAGAUUUACCAUACAGGAGAGGGUUACUUCAUUGUCACGCCACAGACCUAUUUUAUCACCAAUAGUGUGGUCCGAGAGAAGAGCUGGUGGACUUCGGGCUCAGGAGAUGACCCUCCCUCACCUCCUCCGAUCACCUACCUUUUGAGCAACGAGGCCUGCAUGGAGAGCACUCAGAUGCCCCUAGCAGCUCAUUGCAAGUCUUGUAGCUGCUUUGCCCCUCUCCAAACACCCACUAAUCUCAACACCACUACUGUAACGGCCACUGUCCCUUCCUCCACCAUCCCAGACCAGCAUUCUGUCUCAGUAUCCAUAAGUGAAUGCACAGGCAAGAGCUUGAAGUGGCCUAGACCAUUAGAUCACAAACCCACAGUGCAACAUCAGUCCACCUCCACAGCAGCAGACUACCAGGCAAGUGAGGUCAGCAAAACAACAGCCACCACUAACGCCACUAGCCGCAAAGAAAAAGACAACAAACCAGGGAGGAAAUUUGGCCUCAGUCUGUUCCGGAGGAACGGAGGGAAAAAAGAAAAGCCAAAGAAGGAGUAUGCAUCAUUUUCAGGCCAGUUCCCUCCAGAGGAAUGGCCGGUGAGGGACGAGGAUGACCUCAAUAACUUACCCCGUGACCUGGAGCAUGCUAUUAUCAAACGCAUCAACCCUGAACUCACUGUGGACAACUUGACACGUCAUACAGUCCUUAUGAAGAAGCUGGAGGAAAGAGGGGAGAGGGGGGUGGACAAGGUGUUGGACAGGGGUCUGGACAAGGACGAUAGGGGAGUAGACAAGGGAAUGUCAACAGAGAUCCUGACUUUCUCCAAACCCAGGCACCAUCACUCCUCCAGGGCAGUGGCAGGGAGAAGAUCUACAACCAAGGUGUCUCGCAGCAAGAGGAGGACUCACUCCUCCAAAGAGAAGCAGAGAGAAAGGGAAAAGGAGAGGAUUAAGAGUAAGGCUCCGAUAUGUGGGGGUGACUAUGCAGAAGAGGAGGACUUGAUCCCCUCUAGGCUCAGAGUGGAAAUCCCUGUCGAUGAACCAGAGAACGUGGAGGAGACUGGAGCUGUGGAGGGGAAGUGCCUCUAUAAGAAACGAAUUGACAACCCAUUUCACACUCCUCCAAUCAAAGAGCCGCCAGAGACCACAAUUACUGCCACUGUGACAGCGACCACCAGCAGAGAACAUAGGAGGCGAGAGGUGAAGGAAGGCAAGACUUCGGGGGGAGGGAAGAAGGAACGAGCAGGUCACCGCUCCAAAUCAUGGGAUCCUCAUCGAGCCAAAGACGCAGAGCAUACAGGGAAGUGCCACACAUCUGAGGACAGGUAUGAUGGCAUCCAUGAGAGGGGCUUUGCAGCUGAUAAUGUGCUCCAGCCGGAUAUGAAAUCCAGCAGAGAACUUCCUUCAGACUACAGCUCAGCCUACCCCCAGAGCAGUACCCUGAGGAUAGAAGAUAAGGUCCGACACCAGAGGGAAGGAAACAGCAGGGAGAUCUGGGAGAAAGAAGGCAAACACAGACCCUUACAGGAGGCAGAGUACAAGAGUGUAACAGACCACAGGUAUCAAAUGGGCCAGAUGACAAAGGAGGACCUCCCUAACAACCAACCACACACAGAUACUGAUGCCAUUCUCCCUACCCAUCCCUAUGAUCCAGUAAUAAACCACUUGUAUGGCCCAGCUCAACCCUGGUCUAAGCCCUCGCUACAGCGGAAGCACUCCCUCAGACACUCCAACACACAAGGGGAUGAUAUUCAGAGGCCUGAUCGGGUCUCUCCACACCAGCAGGUCAGUGGCACCACAGCCAACCAUGAACUCCAGGGGACAAGGACCAGCAUCAGCGUCAGUAGUAGAGAGCAAAGAACCAUGGGCCAGGGAGAGAGAUUGUCACUGACAGCUGACAGUGUCUUAAUUACCAAUACUGAUGGCUUUAUAGAAGAUGACCACAGAUUCUAUGAGAGAACAGAUGAACAGGAGCAUGAGGAUGCCUGCAGCUCCUUGUGUCUGAAUGAAGAAGAGAUUUUAGAUGCUGCAAAGGCCUACCAAACUGGGGUAGCCCACUACCAAGACCCCCACAGUCACUAUCAUAAUUCUCACCAUCCCCAGGUCCACAGCAUUCAAGAUGAUGGGGACAGCAUUUUCAAAGAGAGCAUUCCUGUAACCAGUCAGAGAGAAAGUUCUCCCAGCACGCCCAGACUUGGGGACACCAGCUGGAGACCCCACCAUCACCAUCAGAGGGCGAGAUCACUGGGGGCCCAGAGCGAGCCCAGCCCUCGACAAGGAACAUUGCCUCAGGGGGAGAGACGCCAGGAGGGCAGCCUUAGUUUGGAUUGUCUGGAAUCCCCCGAGGUUGUAGACAGCAGUAUCUUUGACUACUGCCAAACUAGUGAGAUGGAAUCAGAUGCUGAAACUGUCCUGAAGUCCAUUGAUGAGGGUGAUGGUGAAUCUGCUCACUGGGGGUGUGAGGUGGAGGAAGCAGAGGAGGGGAGUUUUGAGAUGCAUGGUGACAGGGGAGGUCCUCAGACCCAUGGAGCCAGUCUGAACAUGCCCAGUGGAUCCAGAGCAGGACAGACUGGGGAACCAGGGGAAAUGGGAGAGAGUCAGAGCAUCACAGGAGACAGCGGUAUAGACUCUCCUCGGACCCGUGUCAGUCUGGCGUCCAAUAACACUGUGAUUCUGGAGGGUCUCAAGAGGAGAGGUUUCUUGCAGAACUUGGAGAAACUGCAUUCCAAAAGCAGUGCCAUAAGACCACAGAGCUCACUGCUACAGCUCACACCUGUCAUGAACGUAUAGCGGCCCAGGGGCCCGCUGUGUGGGAUCCCUACAAAUCUCAACACAGCAUCAGUGAGAGGCCAAAACCAUGUGCUAGAACCUCAAAUUCUAUGCAACUCCUUUAAGUCUGAGUCAUAAAACAUAUCCAGUGAAUUAAAUUUAGGUGCUUAUUUCCAGACCUCUACUGUAACAGAUACAUACUAUAACAGAGGUCUAUGUACAUAUGUAUAGAUUUUUUUCUUUUUUGUAAAUAACAUUUUUAAAGUGAAAUGUUGUAGAAUGUCAUUUAUGGAUUACAUACAUGGUAUAUGUGCUGUUAAACGCAUGAUUUAUUGACAACUUGUGUUAUGUGAGACUCUGUACAGACUUUUCUUUUUUACUUCUCCACAUUUCACAUGGUCCAAAAGUUCAUUGAAACAAGACUCAUCCCAGCAUUAUCUUUUCAUGUAGUGAUUUUACCACAAAUAAAUAUAUGUAUAUCAACCCGUGUCUUACCUGUAGUGAAUCAUUUUGACAUAAAGGAACAUGCAACAUAGUCUAUA
Myripristis murdjan (pinecone soldierfish) is the source of this 4031-nucleotide messenger RNA. It is a transcript of the gene stox1, whose product is annotated as storkhead box 1. Gene Ontology annotation, molecular function: RNA polymerase II transcription regulatory region sequence-specific DNA binding. Gene Ontology annotation, cellular component: nucleus; cytoplasm. NCBI's taxonomy places the organism in Eukaryota, Metazoa, Chordata, Actinopteri, Holocentriformes, Holocentridae. Gene Ontology annotation, biological process: regulation of transcription by RNA polymerase II. Bases 181 to 3510 code for a protein of 1109 amino acids. The transcript is spliced from 4 exons. The record is from RefSeq and is a predicted model, not a curated record.